UUAUAAUUUAUUAAGUAGAAGAAAGAAUCCAACCGCUACCGUCCAAAAACCACGUGCCCUAAUAAUCCAACGGUCAUUAUCGAUCCACGAACAAAAAUGGUAUAACGGACCAACGAACUGGUUGGUCUGUACGGACAAAGGAGAUGACUACUCACGAAAUCACAGCUCCGCUUCUAAUUCAGAAAGACGAAGCCUCCCAACACGAUGCGAUAUUCGAUUCAAGACUGCCGGGACCUUCCGCCGAAGAAAAUUCUCCGAUCGAGGAAGUCGCGCUCACUGUUCCGGUCACCGACGAUCCUUCUUCACCGGCCGUCACUUUCAGGACAUGGGUCCUCGGGAUCUUUGCUUGCGUUCUCCUGUCGUUCCUCAAGCAAUUCUUCUGGUACCGAAAGGAGCCUCUUUCUCUAACUUCGAUCUCGGCUCAGAUCGCGGUUGUCCCGCUUGGACACCUGAUGGCCUCGAUGAUUACCGAUCGGGUUUUCUUCAAGGAUAAGAAAUGGGAAUUCACGCUGAAUCCAGGGCCGUUCAACGUGAAAGAGCAUGUUCUGAUCACGAUCUUCGCUAACUCGGGAGCUGGGAAUGUGUAUGCCAUCGACAUCGUCAGCGCUGUGAAGAUAUUUUACAAGAAAAACCUCACGUUUUUCGUCGCCUUGUUAGUUGUUCUAACCACCCAGGUUCUCGGAUUUGGGUGGGCUGGGGUGUUUCGGCGCUAUUUGGUGGAGCCCGCGGCUAUGUGGUGGCCCCAGAAUCUCGUCCAGGUUUCUCUUUUUAGGGCAUUACACGAGAAAGAGAAGAGGCCAAAGAGGGGGUUAACUCGGAAUCAAUUCUUUCUAAUAGCCUUUAUAUGUAGUUUUGCUUACUAUGUUUUUCCAGGCUACUUAUUCUCAAGGCUAACAUCUCUCUCCUGGUUCUGCUGGAUAUUCCCAGCUUCCAUCCUUGCCCAUCAGCUGGGUUCAGGACUUCGUGGCCUCGGAAUUGGUGCUUUCGGGUUUGAUUGGUCUAGUAUAGCUUCUUACCUCGGAAGCCCGCUUGCCAGCCCAUGGUUUGCUACUGCAAACGUAGCCGUUGGUUUUGCCGUUGUGCUCUAUGUCAUCGUACCUAUUGCUUACUGGCUCAAUUUCUACAAAGCCAAAACAUUCCCCAUUUUCUCAGAUGGCCUUUUCACAUCCACUGGCCAACGCUACAAUGUUUCAGCUAUAACUGACUCCAAGUUCCACCUUGAUAUGGAUGCAUAUGAACGCCAGGGUCCUCUUCAUAUGAGCACUUUGUUCGCUAUCACCUAUGGUUUUAAUUUUGCAUGCCUUACUGCCACCAUUGCUCACGUUGCUCUCUUUCAUGGAAGACAAAUAUGGGAUCUAAGCAAGUCUGCGUUUCAAGAAAAGAAAAUGGAUGUGCACACAAGACUCAUGAGAAAGUAUAAACAAGUUCCUGAAUGGUGGUUCAUGUGCAUCCUUUUUCUUAACAUAGCAGCCACCAUAUAUAUAUGCGAGUAUUACAAUGAUCAGCUCCAGUUGAAGUGGUGGGGUGUCUUGCUUGCAUGUGGCAUAGCAUUUUUUUUCACUCUUCCUAUUGGAGUUAUCAAAGCCACAACUAAUCAGCUACCAGGCUUGAAUGUAAUCACAGAGUACAUCAUUGGAUACAUUUACCCAGGUUACCCUGUUGCUAACAUGUGCUUCAAGGUCUAUGGCUAUAUAAGUAUGAAACAGGGAAUAGCAUUUUUAGAAGAUUUCAAGCUAGGUCAUUACAUGAAGAUUCCUCCUAGAGCAAUGUUCAUGGCCCAGGUUGUGGGAACUGUUGUAUCUGCCUUUGCACAUCUAAUGACAGCAUGGUGGCUCAUGGACACAAUCCCAGACAUAUGUGACAGGGAUUUGCUUCCAGCAGAUAGUCCCUGGACUUGUCCCGGAGACCAUGUGUUUUAUGAUGCUUCUGUCAUCUGGGGCCUAAUCGGACCUCGUAGAAUCUUUGGAGAUCUUGGCUUUUAUUCAUCCAUUAACUGGUUUUUCUUAGCAGGUGCUGUGGCAACCGUGUUAGUUUGGCUUGCGCACAAGGCCUUCCCGGACAAGCAUUGGAUUGCACUCAUCAACAUGCCUGUGAUCUUAGGAUCAACAAUCAACAUGCCCCCAGCUACGGCAGUCAACUACACCAGUUGGAUUCUGAUUGGAUUCGCCUCGGGAUUUAUUGCUUAUAGGUACUACCGUAGCUGGUGGAGCCGCCACAACUAUGUGCUGUCCGGGGCUCUUGAUGCUGGUUUAGCCUUCAUGGGGGUGUUGCUGUACUUGUGCCUGGGGAUGGAGCAUGUGAGACUCAAAUGGUGGGGAAAUGGCUCAGAAGGUUGUCCUUUGGCUUCUUGCCCAACCGAACAAGGAAUUGUGGUUCAUGGUUGCUCAGUUCUGUAAAGCAAGUGUGUGAUAGUAAACUAUUUAUCUGUUUGAUUUUUUCCACUGUAUAAGUCUGUAUAUAUACAGUUAUUCUUUGUAAAAUGCUUUCAAUGAAAACAAAUUGUAGCAAAACUCUGUCAAAUGUAAUUUUGGUUUGUUAA
This is a messenger RNA of Humulus lupulus (European hop), 2539 nucleotides long. Its product is annotated as oligopeptide transporter 7-like. Gene Ontology annotation, biological process: transmembrane transport. Bases 144 to 2396 code for a protein of 750 amino acids. The record is from RefSeq and is a predicted model, not a curated record. Lineage: Eukaryota; Viridiplantae; Streptophyta; Magnoliopsida; Rosales; Cannabaceae. The transcript is spliced from 6 exons. Gene Ontology annotation, molecular function: oligopeptide transmembrane transporter activity.